UUGUUUUCAACUGUCAAAGUGACGCACGAAAUGCCACAGAUUUUUUUCUUUUCUCGAUAAAAGAAAAUUGAGUGCGUUGAACAAGAAAGGUGUGGUUGAAAAACGUAAAUUUUACUAUUAGAUUAAUGCGUUAGCUUGUAAAACUUGUUAAAAAUCGUUCGAAAAGUGUUAAUAUUAUAUAUUAGAGCAUCAGCAUAAUGGCAGGACGUCUACCGGCUUGUGUGAUCGAUGUUGGCACAGGCUAUACAAAAUUGGGCUAUGCGGGCAACAAGGAACCACAAUUCAUCAUUCCCUCAGCAAUUGCCAUUAAGGAGACGGCACGAGUGGGUGACACCAAUACGCGACGUAUUACAAAAGGUGUCGAAGAUUUGGAUUUCUUUAUUGGCGAUGAAGCAUUCGAUGCUACUGGCUAUUCGGUGAAGUACCCGGUACGUCAUGGAUUGGUGGAAGACUGGGACUUGAUGGAACGUUUUCUUGAGCAGUGUAUUUUUAAGUAUCUGCGCGCCGAACCCGAAGACCAUCACUUCCUUCUAACUGAACCGCCACUGAAUACGCCAGAAAAUCGCGAAUAUACCGCUGAGAUUAUGUUUGAAACAUUUAAUGUUCCUGGUCUCUACAUAGCUGUGCAGGCUGUGCUUGCCUUGGCCGCCAGUUGGGCUGCCAGACCGGUGGAAGGCCGCACACUAACAGGCAUUGUUGUAGAUAGCGGCGAUGGUGUAACACACGUUAUACCCGUGGCCGAAGGCUACGUAAUUGGAUCUUGCAUCAAACAUAUACCCAUUGCCGGCCGCAAUAUAACCUCAUUCAUACAAAGUUUAUUGCGUGAACGUGAAGUUGGCAUACCGCCAGAGCAAAGUUUAGAAACUGCCAAAGCAAUCAAAGAGAAGCACUGCUAUAUUUGUCCAGACAUCGCCAAAGAAUUUGCCAAAUAUGACACGGAGCCGGGCAAAUGGAUACGCAACUAUACAGGUACUAAUGCGGUGACCAAGCAACCAUUCAGUGUUGAUGUAGGCUACGAACGCUUCUUAGGACCUGAGAUUUUCUUCCAUCCUGAAUUUUCAAACCCCGAUUUCACCAUUCCACUAUCGGAAAUCGUAGACAACGUAAUACAGAAUUGUCCGAUUGAUGUACGACGACCUCUUUACAAUAAUAUAGUUUUGAGUGGCGGUUCGACUAUGUUUAAAGAUUUCGGUCGUCGUUUGCAACGUGACAUCAAACGAUCAGUUGAUACUCGUCUACGGAUCAGCGAAAACUUAUCAGAAGGCCGCAUUAAGCCAAAACCAAUUGAUGUACAAGUCAUUACACAUCAUAUGCAGCGAUAUGCCGUGUGGUUUGGAGGCAGCAUGUUGGCAUCCACGCCUGAGUUUUAUCAAGUGUGCCACACAAAGGCCGCCUAUGAGGAAUAUGGACCGGGAAUUUGUCGCCACAAUCCUGUUUUUGGCACCAUGACAUAAUCAUAUACCACCACACUGUGCACACAGAAUUGUUUUUCACCUCUACCUAUCACUCAAUUUCAAUUCCUUUUAAAUUUUGUUGUAUGCAAUAGUAGAAAUAGUUCAAGUCAUGUGCGGAAACAGAUAUCAAACAAAAACAGAUACAAGAUGGCGUAACGCACACAUAACUUUUGUUGAAAGACGCUUGUUUUCUUAAUAUGUAUAACAAAAUUUACCUAUGUUAAGCUGCUAAGUUAUAAUGUCAGUCGUUUUAUGUUAUAUUUAAAGUCAAUAACUAAUGAUAAAUUUGCAUUUUUUUUUUUUGGUAUUAUAAUUAAAGAGUCUUAUUAUGCUUAUUAUAGCGGCAAAGAAGUAAUUAUUUUAAUGUUGUCAACGCUUUUAUUGCAGGGUUGGCAUUUUUAUACACACAUAUACCAUACAACCAUAUGUAGGCAUUUACGAUGCAAAGCUUGUUGUAAGUGAUGCAGUAGUGAGUGAUAGCAAAUUUUCACUGAGGUAUAACAUAAUAUAAGUAUGUAUUCUAAUUGUUUUUUGUAACAUUAUCAACCGAUUGCAUUACUUAUGCAAACUCUAUUUACGCGCUUCUAAUAUACUAUAUCUCUAUUAUUAAUGUAAAUUUCUUUUUUAUGUUCAGUAAUUAAAGUGAGACAGUAUAGCAAAAAAGUAUAUACCUAACUAUUUAACAUUUUGGCCAAUUACAAUUAAAUUGAAACGAUGAAUAAAACGUGCGAUUGCACAGAAAAAUUAUUGUGCGGAGAAUGUGAUUCUUUAUGAGAAUUCAAUAAAAUCAAUGUGAAUAUAAUUAAAAAACAA
Messenger RNA from Rhagoletis pomonella (apple maggot), 2267 nucleotides. Its product is annotated as actin-related protein 3. Gene Ontology annotation, biological process: Arp2/3 complex-mediated actin nucleation. Gene Ontology annotation, cellular component: actin cortical patch; Arp2/3 protein complex. Lineage: Eukaryota; Metazoa; Arthropoda; Insecta; Diptera; Tephritidae. The record is from RefSeq and is a predicted model, not a curated record. Gene Ontology annotation, molecular function: actin filament binding.